GAAACGCUCAGAGGCACCUGGCGGCACUGAAGCAUUGAACAUGGUUCUGCUCAAAGUGCUUGUAUUCACUUUAACUUUUAAUGAAUUAAUUGUUGAUUUGGAUGCUUGCCCACCAGGUCAAAGAGUAGCACGUGACAGGACAAAUUGUGAAGCUUGUCCCAAUGGAUAUUAUUCUGCUGAAGAGAAUCACACCCAACACUGCAAACCAUGCACAAAGUGCAGUGGCAAAUAUGGAAGUGAUGUGAAAGAAAACUGCACCAAUGUGACAAACACAAAGUGUCAGUGCCGUGGAGAAUUUCUUCCCUCAGAGAGGGAUUCUUCCACUUGCAAAUGUAGCAUUGGAUUUGGAUUCAGCCCUGGAGAGUGUAAAAAAUGUGAAGAUGGAUAUUUCAACACACAACUGAACUCGCCCUGUCGAAAAUGGACAGAAUGUAAAUCAGGAGUGAAAACUCGUGGAAGUAGCACAUCAGAUGUCACCUGUAAUCUAGAUUCAACAAGUAACCUUUCUAUCACUACAACCCCGACGUCAAGCAAAAUUAUUUCUAUAAUCACACGCUUAACAACCACCAACACCACCAUCAACACAGCUGCUCGAGUUCCCACAGCAAGCAAAGUGCAGCCUCCCAGCGUAACAUCCCACCAUCCAACCACCACCACCACAGCUGCUCGAACACCCAGAGUGCCCUCAAUGGGGAAAGGGCAGCCUUCCCCCACACCAGACACGGGAACCUACAGUGGUCCAGGUAUGACCCUCCUCAUAUUUGGAAUUAUUGGACUGCUUCUACUGACCGUUGUGAUCUGCAAGUUCCACAUUACUCCUCAACCAGCAGAACAAAAAAAUGACUCAUUGUGUCGAAGGCCAGUUGAGGAAAGCGGCGACAGCAUCCAGUCUCCUCUCAAACUGAAUCCAGAGGAGUAAUGAGGUGAAACGUUCCUCAGCAUGAAACUGUCGACUAAGACUGUGAAUUUUUAGAUCAGAAUAUCCGUAUAUGAAUAACUUCACACUUAUCACUUAUGUUUUCCUUUUAGUGUUGGUUUUACAUUAGAAAACACAUCAGAAAAAAGACCUUUUACUGUAUCUGUAUUAUAGCAGGUGUAUUCACAGUCUAUCGUCAAUAUUUGACUUUUGUUUGUUCUGUUGCAAUAGAAUACAGGGCAAAUAAUGUGAAAGAUUUGUUUUAAAUCAUACCUCA
Plectropomus leopardus (leopard coralgrouper) is the source of this 1193-nucleotide messenger RNA. RefSeq lists its product as uncharacterized. Gene Ontology annotation, molecular function: transmembrane signaling receptor activity; protein binding. Gene Ontology annotation, cellular component: membrane. Lineage: Eukaryota; Metazoa; Chordata; Actinopteri; Perciformes; Serranidae. The record is from RefSeq and is a predicted model, not a curated record. Gene Ontology annotation, biological process: immune response; regulation of cell population proliferation; apoptotic process.